AUGAAUGAGCUUAUCGCUGAUGCAAUGUGCUAUAAAGCGAAGACUGUUUGGUGCGCGCGAUAUGCUAUAAGGCGCGACCCGACCACGCCCUUCGCGCCCCGCCGCUCUCCACCGCGAGGGGUUUCGGCUCCCUCUAGAAACCGGAGCUGGCCGCGAUCGAGCUCAAAAAUGACCGCCGCCAAAAAUAGCGGCGGGGCGCGGGGCCGCUGUGCCGCCGCGCGCGCGCCAGCCGCCAGAGCCGCCCCGGUCGCCGCGGACUCCACAUUCCAACGUCGCUGCGCUGCCGGUGCGAACCAG
This is a messenger RNA of Iphiclides podalirius (scarce swallowtail), 297 nucleotides long. The record is from the annotation of a GenBank genome assembly. NCBI's taxonomy places the organism in Eukaryota, Metazoa, Arthropoda, Insecta, Lepidoptera, Papilionidae.